UUUUUUCUCCACAUUUCGCUUUCUUGCACUCCUUCUUCUUCUUCGUUUGAUCUCUCUCUCUCUCUCUCUCUCUCUCUCUCUUUCUGGGGAUUCUUUGGGGGUGAUCUGGGAGGACACAGUGAUGGCGGAGGUGGAGGUGAAGGAUGUGUCUUGCUGUGCUGGCGGUGGUGGUGUUGGUCCGGGCUAUGCGACGCCGUUGAAAGCCAUGUCUGGACCUAGAGAAACGAUCCUUUAUGUUACUUGUGUUUAUAAUGGCACUGGAAUCGAGAAGCCUGAUUUCUUAGCAACAGUAGAUGUUGAUCCUAACUCUGCAACUUAUUCAAAAGUUAUCCAUAGGCUGCAUAUGCCUUACGUUGGUGAUGAGCUACAUCACUCUGGUUGGAAUUCCUGCAGCUCUUGCCAUGGGGACCCUUUGGCAGCUAGGCGCUAUCUCAUUCUACCUUCAUUGUUGUCAAGUCGCAUAUAUGCUGUUGACACUGCAAGCAAUCCAAGAGCUCCAUCUGUACAUAAGGUUGUUGAUCCCACUGAUAUUGUUCAAAAGACUCAACUAGCAUAUCCUCAUACUUCCCAUUGCCUUGCGUCUGGUGACAUUCUGGUGUCUUGCCUCGGAGACAAAGAUGGAAAUGCAAAAGGGAGUGGCUUCCUCCUCCUCGAUUCAAAUUUCAAUGUUAAAGGAAGAUGGGAAAAGCCAGGCCAUAGCCCAGCCUUUGGCUAUGAUUUCUGGUACCAACCUCGACACAAGACCAUGAUUAGCUCAUCGUGGGGUGCUCCUGCAGCUUUUAGUAAAGGCUUCGACCUCCAGCAUGUAUCUGACGGACUCUAUGGACAGCAUUUGUAUGUAUACAGUUGGCCUGAUGGCGAACUGAAGCAGACAUUGGACCUUGGCAGCACUGGACUCUUGCCAUUAGAGACUCGGUUUCUUCAUGAUCCUACCAAGGCUAUCGGCUUUGUGGGGAGUGCUCUGAGCAGCAACAUGGUGAGGUUUUUUAAGACCUCAGAUGAAUCUUGGAAUCAUGAGGUUGUGAUAAAAGUGAAACCACUUAAAGUGCGCAACUGGAUUCUCCCUGAAAUGCCUGGUCUGAUAACUGAUUUCCUUAUCUCGCUUGAUGACCGUUUCCUCUAUUUUGUCAAUUGGCUCCAUGGGGAUGUGCGGCAAUACAACAUUGAGGAUCCUGGAAAGCCCGUUUUGACUGGCCAAGUAUGGGUGGGAGGACUUCUUCAGAAAGGAAGUGAAGUGGUAUAUGUUACGGAAGACGGAACUGAAUCACAGUUUGAUGUUCCUGAGAUACAGGGCUAUAAGCUUAGAGGAGGGCCACAGAUGAUCCAGUUGAGCUUGGACGGGAAGCGGCUUUAUAUCACUAACUCACUUUUCAGUGAAUGGGAUAAGCAGUUCUACCCUGAGCUGACCAAGCAAGGUUCUCACAUGUUGCAAAUCGACGUUAACACCGGGGAAGGAGGGCUUUCUGUUAACCCAAACUUCUUUGUGGAUUUUGGAGCUGAACCUGAUGGACCAUCUCUAGCUCAUGAAAUGCGAUAUCCCGGGGGUGAUUGCACUUCUGAUAUAUGGAUAUAAAAGGGAUGAGUUCACCAUACAAUAAUGCAGAAAUCUGUGGUUUAUCUGCAGCAAAAGUACAGGUUCACUCCCAACUCUUUACCAGCAGCUAUUAUGUUACUUGUGUUGAAUCUACAAUAAAACCAGGGCAAUAAAGCUAUGUUAACAAUGUAUGUCUGACAUUAAGCCUUGAUUUAAAUAUAAAGUUAUUUCAGCUA
Dioscorea cayenensis subsp. rotundata (Guinea yam) is the source of this 1770-nucleotide messenger RNA. Its product is annotated as selenium-binding protein 1-like. Gene Ontology annotation, molecular function: selenium binding. Lineage: Eukaryota; Viridiplantae; Streptophyta; Magnoliopsida; Dioscoreales; Dioscoreaceae. The transcript is spliced from 7 exons. Bases 122 to 1573 code for a protein of 483 amino acids. The record is from RefSeq and is a predicted model, not a curated record.